AUGUCAACAUCUAUGCAAUUAUAUGACAACGGCAAGGUUAUUAACCCAAAAAGUUAUGAUGAUCUGUCUGAAAUAGCAAAGUCAAUUCUGAAACAAAUACAGCUGAAAGAGGUACCAAAGAUAGGCAUCAUAUGCGGUUCUGGUUUGGGCAGCAUUGCAGACUUUAUUGAACAAGCAGAAAUAUUAUCCUACACCAAGAUUCCUGGCUUCCCAAUCUCACAUGUUAUCGGCCACAAAAGUAAUUUAGUGUUCGGCUACAUAAACGAAAAAUAUGUUAUUUGUAUGCAGGGUAGAUUUCAUCCAUACGAAUAUGGAAUGGACUUGGCACUGUGUGCAAUGCCAGUACGAAUACUACAUUUAUUAGGAGUGGAAACACUAAUUGUAUCAAAUGCAGCUGGUGGGUUGAACUCAAAUUUCAAAGUGGGCGACUUGAUGAUAAUCAAAGACCAUAUAUUUUUCCCUGGCUUAGCUGGAUUUUCACCUUUUGUUGGUUUACAUGAUCAACGAUUUGGCGAACGUUUUGUUUCCCUUCAUGAAGCUUACGAUCCGAAACUCAGAAAAUUAGCUAUAGAUGUGGCUAGACGGCAAAAGAUACGAAUUCAUGAAGGUGUUUAUGCAAUGAAUGGAGGUCCGCAAUUUGAAUCUCCUGCCGAGUUACGGAUGUUGAAGAUGUUAGGAACAGACGCUAUUGGAAUGUCAACAUGCCAUGAAGUAGUUGUUGCAUGUCAAAUGGGAAUGCGAGUUUUCGGCUGUUCACUUAUUACUAAUAUAGCAAACCUAGAUCAUGAGAAUGCAGUUAUGGUGACGCAUGAGGAAGUGCUGAAAACGGGAGAGGAAGCACAGGAGAGAACCUGCAGUUUCGUUUCUGAAAUUGUAAAAAAUUUGUGA
Messenger RNA from Brugia malayi, 888 nucleotides. RefSeq lists its product as uncharacterized. The transcript has 7 exons. NCBI's taxonomy places the organism in Eukaryota, Metazoa, Nematoda, Chromadorea, Rhabditida, Onchocercidae. The coding region runs from base 1 to 888 and encodes 295 amino acids. The record is from RefSeq and is a predicted model, not a curated record. Gene Ontology annotation, cellular component: cytoplasm. Gene Ontology annotation, molecular function: purine-nucleoside phosphorylase activity. Gene Ontology annotation, biological process: nucleoside metabolic process.